Mirounga angustirostris (Northern elephant seal) is the source of this 3378-nucleotide messenger RNA. It is a transcript of the gene DCAF8, whose product is annotated as DDB1 and CUL4 associated factor 8. Bases 661 to 2451 code for a protein of 596 amino acids. Gene Ontology annotation, molecular function: protein binding. The transcript has 13 exons. NCBI's taxonomy places the organism in Eukaryota, Metazoa, Chordata, Mammalia, Carnivora, Phocidae. Gene Ontology annotation, cellular component: cytoplasm; Cul4-RING E3 ubiquitin ligase complex. The record is from RefSeq and is a predicted model, not a curated record.
GGGCUGAGAGUGCAUUUUUAUUAUUGUGUUUUUAUGAGAUCUGGAGAUCUGUGUUGGGUGAGGGGUGGGGUUGGGAGGAGAAAAGCACAUAUGUUGAAAGAGGCAUAACUUUCUUCCUCUCUGUGUGCUGGGUAAGAAUCCCUCCUCCCCCAGGGGUUUCACAUUCUGAGCUCCAGGUGACAUCUUUGUAUACAGUGAACCAGUAUUCUUAGUCUCUGGACCACAACUGUAAAAUUCUUAACCUUUCUGAAGAUAUUUUAUGUUUUAGGGCGUUGAAUAAGAAUUGUCACAUCUUAUUAGGAAGUAUUUCCUAGUAUGGCUGAAGUGGGAGGCUAGGUUUGCUUGUGACCUUAAUUCCCACCGCCAACCUGACAGGGCAUUUUAUACAGCGGUCUGUGGAAUGUAUAGAAACCAGUACCAGUGCUGUGAUCCUUAGUGUUGACUAGGAUCAACCUAAGACAGAAGCUUGUCUUCAGAGAGAGCUAAAAGAAAGCAGCCUUUUUGUUGCCAGUUUAAAACAAUACUGACAUUUCAAGAGCAAAAGGACUCUAGGAGAAGACGUUCUGCAGAAGUGCGCUCUGUUGUGGGAGACAGACCUUCAGAUUUUCAUGCUCUUGGUCCUGUGUUCUAGCAGGCUGGCCACAAUAAACAUCAUUCAAGAUGUCCAGCAAAGGGAGCAGCGCAGAUGGCAAAACAGACUUAGCCAAUGGAAGCCUGUCCAGCAGUCCAGAGGAGAUGUCUGGUGCUGAGGAGGGGAGGGAGACAUCCUCAGGCAUUGAAGUGGAGGCCUCAGACCUGAGCUUGAGUUUGACUGGGGAUGAUGGUGGCCCCAACCGCACCAGCCCAGGAAGUCGGGGUACAGAUACAGAGAGCUCAGGUGAAGAUAAGGACUCUGACAGCAUGGAGGACACUGGCCAUUACUCCAUCAACGAUGAAAACCAGGUCCAUGACCGCUCGGAGGAGGAAGAGGAAGAAGAAGAGGAGGAGGAAGAGCAUCCUCGGCGCCGUGUCCAGCGGAAGCGGGCCAGCCGUGACCAGGACUCGUCAGAUGAUGAGCGAGCCCUGGAGGACUGGGUGUCUUCUGAGACAUCCGCCCUGCCCCGCCCUCGCUGGCAGGCCCUUCCUGCUCUUCGGGAGCGGGAGCUGGGUUCCAGUGCCCGCUUUGUGUAUGAGGCUUGUGGAGCAAGAGUCUUUGUGCAGCGUUUCCGCCUGCAGCAUGGGCUUGAGGGCCAUACUGGUUGUGUCAACACCCUGCACUUUAACCAGCGCGGCACCUGGCUGGCCAGUGGCAGCGAUGACCUGAAAGUGGUGGUUUGGGACUGGGUGCGGCGGCAGCCAGUACUGGACUUUGAGAGCGGCCACAAAAGCAAUGUCUUCCAGGCCAAGUUCCUUCCUAACAGUGGUGAUUCCACUCUGGCCAUGUGUGCCCGUGAUGGGCAGGUGCGGGUAGCAGAGCUGUCUGCCACACAGUGUUGCAAGAAUACGAAGCGUGUGGCCCAGCACAAGGGAGCAUCCCACAAGUUGGCCCUGGAACCGGACUCUCCCUGUACGUUCCUAUCUGCAGGUGAAGAUGCAGUUGUCUUCACCAUUGACCUCAGACAAGACCGGCCAGCUUCGAAACUGGUGGUGACAAAAGAGAAGGAGAAGAAAGUGGGACUGUAUACGAUCUAUGUGAAUCCUGCCAAUACCCACCAGUUUGCAGUGGGUGGACGAGAUCAGUUUGUAAGGAUUUACGACCAGAGGAAAAUUGAUGAGAACGAGAACAAUGGAGUGCUCAAGAAAUUCUGUCCUCAUCACCUGGUGAACAGUGAGUCCAAAGCAAACAUCACCUGUCUCGUGUACAGCCACGACGGCACAGAGCUCCUGGCCAGCUACAAUGACGAAGACAUUUACCUCUUCAACUCCUCUCACAGCGAUGGGGCCCAGUAUGUGAAGCGAUAUAAGGGCCACAGGAAUAAUGCCACAGUAAAAGGCGUCAAUUUCUAUGGCCCCAAGAGUGAGUUUGUGGUGAGCGGCAGUGACUGCGGGCACAUCUUCCUCUGGGAGAAGGCAUCCUGCCAGAUCGUUCAGUUCAUGGAGGGGGACAAGGGAGGCGUGGUAAACUGUCUCGAGCCCCACCCUCACCUGCCUGUACUGGCAACCAGUGGCCUCGACCAUGAUGUCAAGAUCUGGGCACCCACAGCUGAAACUUCCACCGAGCUGACAGGGCUGAAGGAUGUGAUAAAGAAGAACAAACGGGAGCGGGAUGAAGAUAGCUUGCACCACACCGACCUGUUCGAUAGUCACAUGCUCUGGUUCCUCAUGCAUCACCUGAGACAGAGACGCCACCACCGGCGCUGGCGAGAACCUGGGGUUGGGGCCACAGACGCAGACUCCGAUGAGUCUCCCAGCUCCUCAGACACAUCGGACGAGGAGGAGGGCCCCGACCGGGUGCAGUGCAUGCCGUCCUGAGGCCUCGUACCCAGGAGGGGCGGGCUGGGGCUGCCAACCCGAUCCUGCCUGGACAGCCCUUUCCUGUCCCAGGCCCUUACAUUCAGCAGACACGCACUUUGGACUUUUUGCUUUAGAUAAAAAAGAAAGACAUCCCAGGAGACAGACCAGAGGGGGAGUGAACCUGCGGAGUAGCUAAGAAUGGGAGCCAAGCCCCGGGAUGAGCUCCAUGGAGAGGUGCACAGGGCUCAGCAGAAAUGGCCUCUCCCCAAAGCCUUGUUUUUUGGGAGGGGGGAGCCUAUUUUGUUAACUGGUUUGGGGUAGGAAAUUGGGUUUCCUUUUCUUUAAUCUCCCUUGUUUCUUGGGUGGGGGGGUGGGGAUAACUGGCUGUUCAGUACCAAUGGGCCAGAGUGGGGGUGGUGGAAGUGCCACUCUCUCUUUGGUUUAGGUUUUUGGCCUUUUUCUUCUUUAUUUUUUAAAAGUCUGUGACAGUUGCAUUGGUUUUUUUUUUCCCCCCUGAACAACCCCAACCCAGGAUCUUGUUUUUUUCUGGGAAGUCCUUAGAGCCCGUAACCAUGCCACACUCUUGACUUUCUUUCCCACCCAUUCAUCCUUUGUACUUCCCACAGUGUUUCACACUUGAUGAUGUGUCCUUCACGUUCUUCUCUUAAUCCCAUCACCCCUAACUAGGUCUGGUGAGGGAGGCUGGGGGGGUGGGAGGAGGGGCAGAAGUGGAGGAAGAAUAGGAAGGAUGUGUUACCUCUUCUGUUACUUUUAAAAAAAGUUGUUUGGUGGCAGCAAUCUCCUUGCCCUGUCACUGUUAGAGGCCUAAUUUUAUAUCUAUAAAUAUAUUAAAAAGCAAGUCAAACUUGGAUGUAUCACGAUAAAAUUGUCAGUUUUAAAUACCUAUAUAUUCUCUAUGACUACAAUAAAGGGACUGAAAGGAGA